GAUUUUCAACACAAAAAUGUGUCAUUUCCUUUCUUCAUGUACCAGAUGCUGAAAUAUUAUGUGAUAAAGAUUUUAGGUUUCAUUUGUAAAGAGAGGAAAGUGGGUAAAUCAGGACUGCCUUCCUUAGGACAAAAGAAGCAUGGAACCGUGGAAUAGAUUUCCUGAUCAACAGGAGGAGACUGAUAGCUGUUCUGAAUCUGUGAAGUUUGAUGCUCAGUCAAUGUCAGCUUUCCUUCUUCACAAUCCUAAAAAUGGCCCUGCCCUUCAAGAGAAAAUGAAGUCCUUCAAAGUGGGACUGAUUGCCCUUUAUCUCCUGGUGUUUGUCGUUCUCAUUCCUGUCAUCGGAAUCAUGGCAGCUCAGUUCCUCAAGUGGGAAAUGAAGAAUUGCACAGAUGGUUCAAUUAAUGAAAAUGGCAUAUCUGAACUACUCACGGGAAAAGGAAAUGGCAGUGAAGAUACAAUGAGAUUUAGAGAACUUGUUAUGGAACGUCUGAGCACCAUGGAAGAGAGAAUCCGGUAUAUUUCCGAUAGGGAAACCAAUCUCAUAAACUCAGAGCAGUUCCAAAAUUUCAGUGUGAUGACUGAUCAAAGACUUGAUGAUGUUUUUCUCCAGCUAAAUACCUUAGUUUCCUCAGUCCAAGCACAUGGAAACUUAGUAGAUGAAAUCUCUACGUCCUUAACGAGACUGAAUGCCACCUUGCUUGACUUGCAGCUCAAUAUAGAAAUGCUGAAUGGCAAAGUCCAAGAGAACACAAUUAAACAACAAAAGGAGAUCAGAAAGCUGGAGGAGUGUGUGUAUAAUGUAUCAGCAAAAAUCAUGUCGAUGAAAGAAGAACAAGUGCAUUUGGAACAGGAAAUAAAAGAAGAAGUGAAACAGUUGAAUAAUGUUACUAAUGAUCUCAGACUUAAAGACUGGGAACAUUCUAUGACAUUACAAAAUAUCACUUUAAUUCAAGGUCCUCCUGGUCCCCCAGGUGAAAAAGGAGAUCGAGGUGCCACUGGAGAAGGUGGUCCACAAGGCAUUCCGGGUCCAAUAGGUCCUCCAGGUCUUAAAGGUGAUCGGGGAGCAAUUGGCUUUCCUGGAAGUCGAGGAUUACCAGGAUUCACAGGGAAGAUGGGGAGGCCAGGUAAUUCUGGACAAAAAGGCCAGAAAGGAGAAAAGGGGAGUGGAAGCAUUCUAACCCCAUCUAAGACGGUUCGGCUGGUUGGUGGUGGUGGACCCCAUGAGGGCCGAGUGGAGAUCUUCCAUGAUGGCCAGUGGGGCACGAUUUGUGAUGACCACUGGGAAGUGCACGGUGGACAGGUGAUCUGUAGGAGUUUGGGAUACCAAGGCGUUCGAAGUGUGUAUAAACAAGCUUAUUUUGGACCAGGUACUGGUCCAAUAUGGCUGAAUGGAGUAUUUUGUUUUGGGAGAGAAUCAUCUAUCGAAGACUGUAAAAUCAAAGAAUGGGGAGUGAGAACCUGUUCACACCAUGAAGAUGCUGGAGUCGCUUGCAUUUUAUAGUAUAUCAUAUUUUCCUCCACAAUUAUGAGAUUCAUUAUUUUUGCAAAAUGAUUUUUAUUACCUUGCUCCAUUAAAAUCUGUUUAAUGAAUGUUUAAGAGAUUUUGAAGAUUGUUGGAAGGAAUUUUUUAAAUUGCUGGAUAUACAUACUGAACACCUUCAUAAUUGCUCUGUGCUUAUAUUUGAACAUUUUUACCUUCUCUAUGAACAGGUUUUUAAGGUAAAAUUUUCUAAUGCUAUGUGUUUAUUUAAGUUUAGGGCAUCUGGAUCGCAAAGGCCGAUGGUAAUGGAAACACACAGCAAGUUUUCGCUCCAAUCUAUGACCUCUUCACAAAAUUAUAAUUUUUGAUAUUUUUGUCUUCCUUGAAAUUCCUAGUUAGUUGACUUUAAUUACUUUCUGAAUAAGAGGAGGAUUGGGGCUCUUUCCAUUGGGUCAAGUUUGUGAAAUCUGCAAUCUACACACAUCUUUAAAGGAAAAAUCUUAUUCAGCUUUUUGAAUAUUAUCUCGUUUCUAAGAUCUCUGAAUGUGCAAUAACUUGGCUGAUCGAUAGCAAUGUUAUUAAUGUUAUAUCUAGGCCAUGAUGAGCCAGGUUACAUAUUUUACAUGGCAAUGUACUAAGAAUUAUUUUACUGAACCGUAAAGUUUGUUGAAAGGAGUAUGUGAAAGGGGAAUAGAGCCACCAUCACUACCUGACAACAUACUCAAACUAUAUGUGCCCCGAUAAUUGGUAGAUCAAAAAUUUCAUUUGUCAACAUGGAACUCAGUUUGUUAUGCAUUUUAAAUUGAGUUGAAUAAAUAACCUGUUACAAUUCUAGGACAAAUCUACUCCAUUCUAAGAAAAUGCAGAUGUCUUGGAAGCAAAAGGAAGAGAAGUUUCAACUACCUCUCUCCCAAGUCUUUCCUGAAGUCAGUCACCAUUCACAACCUGAGAGAGACACUUCAGCCUAAAGGGUCAACAACUCUGAGCAUGCCAACUGACAAGAAUCAAUGUAGUCUUUUUGUCUGGCCAUCCAGCAUCAAGAUAAAUGUAAAAUGUAUGUUUUUUUUUAAAAAAAAAAUGAAAACUGGCCACUGGAAAACCAUGACUGGCUUAGAAUAAUCAGUAUUAUUCAGCAUCCAGGAUUGGGGAGUGGGCCACAAAGCUCAAUGCAGAGAGGAGGAAGGAGUGAUGAGUGUCAAGUGGACAACUGACGAUGUCUUCCUUGGGAAGUCUAAUUAGGAGAUGAUAAUGUUGAAAUAUUUUUGAAUUCAUAUAAAAUAGAAUAUAGGAACUGUAGGAAUACCUCUUUGGCACUAGAUAUAGCUUUUAUCAACCAUAUAACCAUUUUAUAGCCUGAUUUUUUUGACUAUACAUUUUUGCUGAUUCUUGCCUCUCUUUCUUCAAUGAAUUUUAGGUAAUAGAUGUGUAAGUGGUUUUUCUUUUGUCCAAUUAAUCUUAUUAUAACACAUAAUAGAACAUUGUAUAUAAAAGAAUAUUAACCUGUAUUCUUUUUUGAACUUUUAUUAGCUAUUCUGUUUUACACAGUAACUGAUAUUUAGAAUUUAUAUUUGAUUAAAGCUAUUCAAAGGAAUCCCACCAAAAGGGUGUCAUGAGCCCCAAACACUGGAAAUGGAGCCAAUGUGUAUAUGAUCAGUUGUAUCCUAUGCUGCCA
Molecule: messenger RNA, 3155 nt
Organism: Choloepus didactylus (southern two-toed sloth)
Lineage: Eukaryota; Metazoa; Chordata; Mammalia; Pilosa; Megalonychidae
Gene: MSR1
Product: macrophage scavenger receptor 1
Exons: 10
Coding region: 140-1504 (454 amino acids)
Biological process (GO): receptor-mediated endocytosis
Cellular component (GO): membrane
Molecular function (GO): scavenger receptor activity
Source: RefSeq, a predicted model, not a curated record